Ceratosolen solmsi marchali is the source of this 2676-nucleotide messenger RNA. Its product is annotated as transcription elongation factor SPT5-like. Gene Ontology annotation, cellular component: DSIF complex. The transcript has 9 exons. The record is from RefSeq and is a predicted model, not a curated record. Lineage: Eukaryota; Metazoa; Arthropoda; Insecta; Hymenoptera; Agaonidae. Gene Ontology annotation, biological process: regulation of DNA-templated transcription elongation; transcription elongation by RNA polymerase II; regulation of transcription by RNA polymerase II. The coding region runs from base 1 to 2676 and encodes 891 amino acids. Gene Ontology annotation, molecular function: mRNA binding.
AUGUUUGUUUUAAAGUAUACAAUUUUAAAAAGUCUUUAUAAAGAAACCAUUUACUAUAGUUCUACUGAUGAAGAAUAUCAACAAAAUAAUAAAAAAAAGAAGAAAUCCAAAAAAAUAGGUAGUGAUUUUAUUCUACAAGAAGCUGAAGUUGAUGAUGAUGUUGAUGAUGAAGAAGAAUGGGAAGAAGGAGUACAAGAGAUUGGAAUUAUUGAGAAACAAAUUGAUGAAGUUGGACCAACUGCUAGAGAAAUUGAAGGUAGAAGAAGAGUAUCAGAUUUAUGGAAUUUGCAAAAACAAGAUGAAAUUGAAAAAUAUCUUAAAAACAAAUAUUCCAAUGGAACUGCAAUAUCUUAUCAUUUUGGUGAUGGAGUUGAACAAAUGAAUGAUGAAAUUACCCAACAAAAUUUAUUACCGGAUAUUAAAGAUCCUAAUCUCUGGUUAAUCAAAUGUAAAAUUGGUGAAGAAAAUAGCACUAUCCUUUUAUUAAUGCGAAAAUUUCUUACAUAUCAAUAUACUGACAAUCCUUUAGUCAUUAAAUCAGCUAUUAUACCUAAAGGCAUCAAAGGUUUUAUUUAUAUUGAGGCUUUUAAACAAGUUCAUGUAAAAGCAGCUAUUGAAAAUAUUUGUAGUUUAAAAAUGGGCUUUUGGCAACAAAUGAUGGUGCCGAUUAAAGAAAUGACAGACGUUUUUAGAGUAAGAAACCAGGUGAAUUUAAGAUCAAAUCAGUGGGUGAGAAUAAAAAGAGGAAUAUAUAAAGAUGACAUUGCCCAGAUUGAUUAUGUUGACAUAGGGCAAAAUAAAGUGCAUUUGAAAUUAUUGCCCAGAAUUGAUUAUUCUAAACUGCGUGGUCCAUUAAGAUUAACAACAGACAAUAAUGAACGUCAAAAGCGUAAAAAAAGUAUAAGACCACUUGCAAAACCAUUUGACGCAGAAGCUAUUCGAGCAAUUGGUGGAGAAGUGACAAGUAAUGGAGAUUAUUUAAUCUUUGAAGGAAAUUAUUAUACACAUAAAGGAUAUUUAUAUAAAAACUUUAAAAUAAAUGGUAUAAUAACUGAAAGUGUAAAACCUACAAUAGAAGAAAUAGAAAAAUUUGAAGAAAGUCCAGAGAAUAUAAAUAUAGAGUUAAGUGAUCCUCCCAUUACUGGAUUUGUUAGUAGGAAAGAAGAUUUAUUAAUUACUCACAAUUUCUAUACUGGUGAUAAUGUAGAAGUUUGUCGAGGUGAAUUGAUGCAUUUACAAGGCAAAAUUCUUUCUAUAGAUGGUAACACAAUUAUGAUUUUGCCAAAUCAUAAAGAAUUAACAGAUCCUAUUGAUUUUAUGGCAUAUGAAUUAAAAAAAUACUUUAGUAUUGGAAAUCAUGUUAAAGUAGUUGGUGGUGAAUAUAUAGGUGAUACAGGUUUAAUAGUUCGAAUUAAAAAUGAUCGUAUUAUACUGUUCUCUGACAUAUCAAUGCACGAACUCGAAGUUUUAUCUGAUAAUUUGCAGCUUUGUCCAGAUAUGGCAACAGGUGUUGAUAGUUUUGGUAAGUUUCAAUGGGGUGAUCUCGUUCAGCUAGAACCCCAAACUGUAGGUGUUAUAAUUCAACUUCAACGUGCCGAUUUUCAAGUUUUAUCGAUGCAUGGAAAACUUGUUGAUGUCAAGCCGGGAAGUUUAAUAAAAUACCGAGAGAAUAAACAUACCAUUGCUCUGGAUAUGUUUCAAGAAUCAAUUACAAGAAAGGAUAUAGUUAAGGUAGUUGAUGGACCCCAUUCUGGUCGAGAUGGAGAGAUAAAACACUUGUAUAGAAGCUUUGCUUUUUUGCAUUCAAAAAUAUAUAUUGAAACGGGUGGAAUAUUUGUUUGCAAAACCAGACAUCUACAACUUGUCGGAGGAAAUAAGAGUGUCCCUAUUGGAUUCAAUACUCCAGUUUAUGCUUCACCUUCAUAUUCAGAAAAAAGUAAAAACGCUACUCGGUUAAAUAAUUUUGGCCCCGUUCGAGACAAGAAAUUAAUUGGAACGACAAUUAAGAUAACAGGUGGCCCAUAUAAAGGUAAUAUAGGUUUUGUAAAAGAUGCUACAGAAAGUACAGUUCGGGUUGAGCUGCAUUCACCAUGCCACACAAUUUCGGUUGAUCGGUCUCAUAUAAUCACCACAGAAUCGAAUGUAGGCAAAUCAAGUACUCAUAAUUACACACCAACCUACUGUCCAGGAGCUCGAACGCCAAUGUACGGGUCUAAAGAGGAUUCAAAAGCAUCUUUGCAGGGCUCACAGACACCUAUGUAUGACAACGGAGCUCGAACUCCCUACUAUGGUUCGGUAACACCAUCUCAAGAUGAAUUACGUUUAUCUGGAAUAAGUGGAGCUUGGGAUCCCUCUGUAUUAAAUACUCCAGCUAGAAGUAUUGAAUAUAAUGAUACUACUACAGAUGAAGAUAGCGUACCAGAAUUUUCACCAAUGUAUCAAGAUUCACAAUCUAUUGGUCCAUUGUACGAUCCUGAAGAAACUUAUGAUCAUGGCGAAGCAAGUCCUAGUCCAGUAUCAAGUAUAAUUUUGAGCCCGAAUCCCAACUAUACUGUUACAGUAUGCUCUUCAGAAACAGGUUUUCUGAGUCCUCAAAUGGAUUACACACCAUCAUCUCCAACAGAAUCCAAUAAGUCUGUUGCCUCUGGAGAUACCAAAAUUUCUUAUUAUGGUUAA